AUGUCUUCUCGUGCUACUUACCCAAGAAUAAUACCAACUUUUCCACCAUCCGUUGUGCUAGCUGUAUUAUUUGGAGCAUCAGCUUUACUUCAUCUGCUACGAAUAACAAAAUUUCGACGAACCGUGUACAUGUACCUAUGUACUUUUGGCUUCCUCCGCGCAUGUCUGUUCGUAGUGCGGGCCGUGUGGUCGCAAUUCGCUUCUUCAAAAGCAAUGGGAAUCAUUUGUGGAACUUUGCUGGCCGGUGGAUUCUUCAUUAUCGUGGAGGCUCUAUAUAUCCUGUUGGCCGAUUGGAUCAAAAUUCUAUUGGAUGAAAAAGUGCCUCUUAUUUACGAAAAAUAUGCGUUGAAGUUCGUCAAACUAUUAAUUCCCCUAUGUUCCAUAGUCGGCGUCGUAGGCGAGGUAUUAAUCUUGGAUUCCUCUUCGGAAGAUCACAUCUAUUGGGGAGAAAUUUCUAGGCAGUUCUCGGUCAUCGGAUUUUUAAUAGUUAUCGUGAUGUAUUUCUUUUUUGUCACUUAUUUCACGAAAACUUAUGGAAAUGGCGUGGCUAUACAAAGACACUUGCAGGCAUUAGUAUUAUAUAUUUCGGCUGCCUUGCUGUCAAUUGAACUGGUUUAUCGAACAAUUGUUUAUUUCUCCAAAAAUUCCGAUCCUAUAAAUACCAACGAAUGGGUAUUUUAUGUUUUCGAGGCGGUACCGGAAUUGACCCUGCUGAUCGUCUUAGGAGGGAUCAUUUUAGGCGAAUGGUUUUAUAACACUAGAAUUGAGGUCGAAUCAACAGCGGUCGUCAUCAAUAAAGUCAAUGACACGGAAAAUUCGUCGGCCAUCAUGAAAAAGAAUUAUCGGAAAUUGAAUGGAGAAUCCAAGUUAAUGGUUAAAAGUAAUAUGCGAGUGGAUGGGAAAUUCGCUCCUAAGAAAUAG
Messenger RNA from Acaulospora morrowiae, 921 nucleotides. The record is from the annotation of a GenBank genome assembly. NCBI's taxonomy places the organism in Eukaryota, Fungi, Glomeromycota, Glomeromycetes, Diversisporales, Acaulosporaceae.